ACGGACCACAACUCGGACAACACAACUGCAAUGCUGCAGGAGUGGCUGGGGGCGGUGGGGAAGGACUACCACUCGGUGGCCUGGAAGGUACAGGAGGAGCCCAGCUCCUACCCCGAUGAGCUCGGGCCCAAGCACUGGAGUGACAAACGCUAUGAAAACCUGAUGAAGCUGAAGCAGGAGGCUCUCACCUACGCCCGGGAGCAGCGGGCAGACUACAUCCUGUUUGUGGAUACCGACAGCAUCCUGACCAACAACCAGACCCUCAAGUUUCUCAUGGCGCAGAACAAGUCAGUGGUGGCCCCCAUGCUGGACUCACAGACCUUCUACUCCAAUUUCUGGUGUGGCAUCACGCCCCAGGGGUACUACCGCCGGACAGCCGACUACUUCCCCACCAAGAACCGGCAGCAGGUGGGCUGCUUUGCUGUCCCCAUGGUCUAUGCCACCUUCCUGAUAGACCUGCGGAAGGAGGAGACAUCACAGUUGGCUUUCUACCCGCCCCAUCCCAACUACACCUGGGCCUUCGAUGACAUCAUCGUCUUUGCCUACUCCUGCCAGGCGGCUGGCGCGGAGGUCCAUGUGUGCAACCAGCAGCGCUUCGGCUACAUCAAUGUCCCUGUGAAGGCCCACCAGACGCUGGAGGACGAACGCGCCAACUUUGUGCAUCUCACGCUGGAGGCCAUGGUGGAUGGCCCCCCCAUGCAGCGCUCCAGGCACAUUUCCCUUCUCCCCAAGCCACUCACAAAAAUGGGCUUUGAUGAGAUCUUCCUCAUCAACCUGCUGCGGAGACCGGACCGGCGCCAGCGCAUGCUGGCGUCCCUGCAGGAGUUGGAGAUAGCCCCACGGGUGGUAGAUGCUGUGGAUGGGAGCACCCUCAACAGCAGCGACAUUAAGGUGCUGGGGGUGGACCUGCUCCCUGGAUACUACGACCCCUUCUCUGGCCGCACGCUCACCAAGGGUGAGGUUGGCUGCUUCCUCAGCCACUACAACAUCUGGAAGGAGAUUGCGUCCCGGGGGCUGGAACGGUCAGUCAUCUUUGAGGAUGAUGUGCGCUUUGAGGCUGCCUUCCCGGCGCGGCUGCGGCGGCUGAUGGAGGAGCUAGAGGGAGCACAGCAGGACUGGGACCAUGUAGGGGCAGGGGCCGGGGGGACGGGGGGGGGGGGGCCUUGGGGCGUGCUGGCUGCAGAGCCCCUCUCCAAAAUGCUGCCAGUGGAUGAGUUCCUGCCCAUCAUGUAUGACAAGCACCCCAAUGAGGAUUACAAGCGGCACUUCGCCCCCCGGGACCUGCUGGUGUUUUCGGCUCACCCCCUCCUGGUUUAUCCCACCCACUACGCUGGGGACAGCAACUGGCUGAGUGACACCGAGACCUCCACCAUCUGGGAUGAUGACACCAAGAAGACUGACUGGGCUGGCUCGCAGAAGACGCUGAGGGACUCGCGGGGCGGUGCUGGCUACCUCCGCUCCACAGCCCACGACGAGCUCUGA
Molecule: messenger RNA, 1482 nt
Organism: Egretta garzetta (little egret)
Lineage: Eukaryota; Metazoa; Chordata; Aves; Pelecaniformes; Ardeidae
Gene: CERCAM
Product: cerebral endothelial cell adhesion molecule
Source: RefSeq, a predicted model, not a curated record